This is a messenger RNA of Striga asiatica, 732 nucleotides long. Lineage: Eukaryota; Viridiplantae; Streptophyta; Magnoliopsida; Lamiales; Orobanchaceae. The record is from the annotation of a GenBank genome assembly.
AUGAAAAUCCUGCUGCAUUUAAUUAUAACUUGUAAAACUCAUGCAUCUGCUUUGUUUUGGCGAGACAAGAGUGCCGUGACAAAAUCAUCCAAUGCCUUAACCGACGACCCACUCUCCUCCUCCUCAUCGUCCACGGCAAGAGCCCUCCUCUCCUCCUCAAACCCUCCCCUUCCCCCAUCACCCUCUCUAUCACACUCCUCACCUCCUCCCUCUCCACCCUACUCCCCACCCCCCUCGCCAUCUCCACGCAAACCCCCAUCUCCUCCACCAGCAUCUUCGCGUUGUAACCCUGCUCCGCCGCCAGCGGCCACCCGAUCAGCGGCACCCCCUGGCUCAGGCUCUCCAUCACCGAGUUCCACCCGCAGUGGCUCACGAACGCCCCCGUCGACACGUGGCACAGUAUCUCCGGCUGCGGGGCCCACCCCCUCACCACCAGCCCCUGCCUCUUCCCCUCGAACCCCUCAGGAAGCCACUCCGGUAGAAAUUCUCCUCGCACAUCGAACUCCACCGGAGGCCUCACCACCCACACGAACGGCCGCCCGCUGUCCUCCAGCCCCUCCGCCAGCGCCAUCAUCUGCUGCCGCCCGAUGCUGUUCUGCGAGCCGAAGGACACGUAGAGGACGGAUCUCGGCUGGUGGGAGUCGAGCCACCGGAGGCAGAUCUCCGUCGAAACUCCGGGCUCACGACCCGUGUGCCGCACGCUGCCGGAUGACGUCAUUACUCGGGGAAUGA